UGUUCUUUCUCCAUCUCUCACUACGUGCACCCGGCACGCCCAGCGCUUGGGACCAACCCGCCCACCUUCCAGUCCUCCCAGUCCAACACCUCGCACGCCCAGGUCUGAACCCUCUCCCUCGCCAUCGCCAUGGCGCGCAAGAAGAUCCGGGAGUACGACUCCAAGCGCCUCCUCAAGGAGAACCUCAAGCGCCUCGCCGGCAUCGACCUCACCAUCCUCUCCGCCCAGAUCACACAAUCAACAGACUUCGCAGAGCUUGUGAGCCAGCAGCCAUGGCUGUCAACCACAAAGUUGGUCGUGAAGCCUGAUAUGCUGUUUGGGAAGCGUGGCAAGAGUGGCCUGGUGGCCCUCAACCUUGAUUUUGAUCAAGUCAAGGAGUUCGUCAAGGAGCGAUUGGGAGUCGAGGUUGAGAUGGGUGGCUGCAAGGCUCCAAUUACAACCUUCAUUGUUGAGCCAUUUGUGCCCCACGAUCAAGAGUAUUACUUAUCGAUUGUGUCAGAGAGGCUGGGCAGCACAAUCAGCUUCUCAGAGUGUGGAGGGAUUGAGAUCGAGGAGAACUGGGACAAGGUUAAGACGGUUUUUCUUCCAACUGAGAAGCCAAUGACACCAGAUGCAUGUGCUCCCUUGAUUGCUACCCUUCCACUGGAGGCACGCGGAAAAAUUGGUGACUUCAUCGAAGGAGUGUUUGCUGUAUUCCAAGACCUGGACUUCUCAUUUAUGGAGAUGAACCCAUUUACCAUGGUGAAUGGAGAGCCAUAUCCUCUGGACAUGAGGGGAGAACUUGAUGACACAGCAGCUUUCAAGAACUUCAAGAAGUGGGGAGCUAUUGAAUUCCCUCUACCAUUUGGAAGAGUACUGAGCCCUACAGAAAGUUUCAUCCAUGAACUAGAUGAGAAGACAAGCGCCUCUCUGAAGUUUACAGUUUUGAACCCAAAGGGACGCAUCUGGACAAUGGUUGCUGGAGGUGGUGCUAGUGUCAUAUACGCUGAUACAGUUGGAGAUUUGGGGUAUGCUUCAGAGCUUGGAAACUAUGCGGAGUAUAGUGGUGCUCCCAAUGAGGAGGAGGUUCUGCAUUAUGCUAGAGUUGUACUUGAUUGUGCAACUGCUGAUCCCGAUGGUCGUAAGAGGGCGCUUCUCAUUGGAGGUGGCAUUGCUAACUUCACUGAUGUGGCUGCCACAUUCAAUGGCAUCAUCCGGGCCUUAAGAGAGAAGGUAUAUAGGACUGCUCGCUCUAGAAUCCUCGCUAGUGUUAUGUUUUUCCUGGCACCACGGAUACCUUUUCACCUGAUUCUUCACCGCACAAUUUACUUUCAGGAAUCCAAGUUGAAGGCUUCAAGGAUGCACAUUUAUGUUCGCCGAGGUGGCCCGAAUUACCAAUCUGGACUGGCUAAAAUGCGUAAGCUUGGUGCAGAGCUCGGCAUUCCAAUUGAGGUGUAUGGGCCAGAAGCGACAAUGACAGGAAUCUGCAAACAAGCGAUUGAAUGCAUCAUGGCUGCAGCAUAAUUGGAGUGUAGUUCUGGGUAGUUUGGGAUCUGCAGACACGCAAUUGAAUGUGUCAUAGACUCAGCCAUAAAUGAGGGGUGGAGAGUUGUUGCAGUAGUUCACCCACACAAUGGUUCCUCCCUUUUGUUUCAGAUAUGUUGUAGCGUGGAGUUGUUUGACGAUAUCUUUCUAGAUCACUACUGCAAAGAAAUUACUGUCGUGAUGCAAUAAAUCCGAGGUCUAGUUUCGUAUCCA
Molecule: messenger RNA, 1737 nt
Organism: Panicum virgatum (switchgrass)
Lineage: Eukaryota; Viridiplantae; Streptophyta; Magnoliopsida; Poales; Poaceae
Product: ATP-citrate synthase alpha chain protein 2
Exons: 10
Coding region: 130-1503 (457 amino acids)
Biological process (GO): succinyl-CoA metabolic process; tricarboxylic acid cycle
Cellular component (GO): succinate-CoA ligase complex
Molecular function (GO): succinate-CoA ligase (ADP-forming) activity
Source: RefSeq, a predicted model, not a curated record